GGCGGCGGGGGAGGCUGUUUAAAGUGGCGCCUGCGGGAUGGCGGAGCCGGCGGACUAUCCCCCGUUCCAGCUGGGGAAGCCCCGCUUCGAGCAGACUUCAUUUUAUGGCAGAUUCAGGCACUUCUUGGACAUCAUCGACCCCCGCACUCUCUUUGUGACUGAGAGUCGUCUGAAGGAAGCAGUGCAGCUCCUGGAGGAUUACAAACAUGGCACUCUGCCCCCAGGAGUCACCAACAAAGAGCUGUGGGGAGCUCAAAAAAUCAAACAGGCUAUCAUCCAUCCCGACACAAACGAGACCAUCUUCAUGCCUUUCCGAAUGUCAGGUUACAUUCCCUUUGGAACACCCAUCGUUGUUGGUCUCCUCUUGCCCAACCAGACGCUGGCAUCCACUGUGUUUUGGCAGGUGGGCCUUAAUGUUCUGAUUCAGAGAGCAAACAAGUUUACCCCGGCCACUCGUCUCCUGAUCCAGAGGUUUGUGCCGUUCCCUGCUGUCGCCAGUGCCAAUAUCUGCAACGUUGUCCUGAUGAGGCACACGGAGCUGGAAGAAGGAAUUGACGUGUUGGACAACAACGGGAACAUCGUCGGGUCUUCCAGAAUUGCUGCCAAACACGCACUGCUGGAAACAGCCCUGACCAGAGUGGUCCUGCCCAUGCCUAUACUGGUUCUACCUCCAAUUAUCAUGUCCGUACUGGAAAAAACUUCCCUGCUGAGGUCCCGUCCCCGGAUGAUUCUCCCAGUCCAAAGCCUUGUGUGCCUCGCUGCCUUUGGCCUGGCCCUCCCCUUGGCCAUCAGCCUCUUCCCGCAGAUGUCCGAGAUUGAGACGUCUCGGCUGGAGCCGGAGAUCGCAGUGGCCACCACCAGUAAGACUGUGAUCUACAAUAAAGGAUUGUAAGUGGAAGAGGAUCAUCUCAGCCCGGAAGGUUCGGGGAGAGGGGAAAAAGGGGGAAAAACUUGAGAAGCCGACUGGGAAAAAGAAAACAACAACAACAACAACAACGAGACAAAAUAAUCGAGCUCAGCGAUAGUAACGUUGUAGUUCUCCUGGAGAAGCGGGAGAGAAUUAACGCUUGCAGAGAGCUGACACCCUCACACCGGUCAAAAAAAGAUUAAUAUUAAAAAAGUUUUAACUUAGGCAAGAGGAGCGGCAGCAACCGCAACAAAAUCACGUUCGAACACUUUAGAAGUAGCUGAUGAAGAAUCUCAGAAUUAACAGCACCGCACGGAGUCGACGUGGUUGGACCCCACUACAUGAGCGUAGACUUCACCCAGCAAGUUUUGUUUUCAUUGUGAAUCAAGUCUCCACACUGAUGCCGCACAAAAAUAACUCCCUAGGGAAUUGGCGGGAAUGUGAAGCGCUCGAUAAGGUGUUUGGGAAUUGUCCUGCAUUGGUCUCCUGCUGAUCCCCCCCCAGUGAUCAUGAGUUAAAGAUUUCAUGCCGAGGUCACGGCCUCUGCUCCCUUCAUCCCUCCCUCCUCCUUCUGUGGACGGUCCUGGUGGCAUCCUGCCCUUCAUCCUGUCACUGAAUCCCACCGCUGGGCAUUCCACAAGGGCUUUUCCCUGGAUUUCAAGAUACUGGAAAGCCACCACACCCACACGCUGAGUGGGGUGGUGGGAAGGGGUCUCGUAGUAAAAAUCCUGAUGGAUCUGCUCUUUGCCUUUGCACAGCCAGGAAGAAUGGGGAUUGUCCCACCUAAACUUUAAAAUUAAGGUUGUUAGUCUAAGAUAAUUGGUUAAGCCACACUUUGUUAAGAUAGUUGUCCAAGGACAGAACAUGAUUUAAGCCCCAAGGUGGUCAGGCAGUUGGACUAGAUGAUCACUACAGGUCCCUCCCAACUGGAAUUCUCUUCUCUUCUCUUCUCUCUUCUCUUCUCUCCCAACCUCUCCAAACCUCUCCUUUCUCCUUUCUCCUUUCUCCUUUCUCCUUGUCCUUCUCCUUCUCCUUCACCCAUCUGUCUGUCCCUUCAAUGGCUCCACUUUGGGGUGAUUAAAAGGGUGUGGGGCAAGUCAUCCCAUCACUGCACCGAGUCCCGCCCUCACGUGGAUUUGGUGCCAUAAUUUGGCUUUCUGGUAUCUUGUACCCAAAAGUAAACCCUGAGUGACUCCCUGAGGACCAGAGGGGUUCAUUUUGACCAUGACCACCAGCAGAAGACCAUGCCAGUGGCACGAUUCGCCUCCGGAAUCGUGGUAGGGAUGGAGCCGUGGUGGUGAUGGGCAUGGAUGAACGGGCAGGUUGUCAUCCUUCAAAUGCCAAUUUGUUGGGGGUUUUGGGGAGGGUGGGGGGAGCAGGGGGAACCAAAUCACCACUGACACAGAAUGUACUCGAUGGACUUAUUGCAAUGCCUGGAAUCGGGAGGCCUGAGCCCUGCUGUGUGUCCUCCACCACGGGCUGCUCUCGCUCCCGGCCGGAGUCAGAUCUGUAGGAACUGGAGCCACACACAGUGGGGCCAGCUCAGGAAAACUGAUUCUGUCCCUGCACUGGUGUAAAUCAGGAAUAAUUGCACAAAACAAAUCGAUGUUGUGGAUUUGCACACCAGCGUGAGGGGAGGAGGGGCCAGCCUGGGCUCCCCGUAUCUGCUAUUCAUGGGACAGCUCCCGGGCCCUGACACUGAUGGAUCCAGAUCCACUCCUGGAGCUAUUCUGGAUUUACACCAGGGCAAGGCACAGCUGGAUUUGAGCCAGCAGAAUUCCUUUAAUGCACUAGAUGAGAUGAAUGUACGCUCUGGAGGACGUGAGGCCGCUCCAUCUCCUCCGGGUAGGAUUGAGAGGCUGCAGGGAGGUGGCAGCUCUCCCAUGGACAUUUUCAUGAGCAGCUGUCCUAUGGGCAGCACCGUGCAGGAUCAGGGCCUGGAUUUUGGCCUGGGACUGGAUAACUCCCUGCAGCACUGAAAGAGGAAGCCCUGGGAAGGGGAGCAGGGAUGCUGGCAUUCCCAAAGAGCAGCCUACUUAUGGGAAUGGCAGUGGUAAGGCUUUGGGGAGCCAGCUGGAAUGAGCUGUGCACCUGAAAUGGGCCCCUUCCAUUGCUGCAGAGGGUGGGAGGGGGUGAGAACCACUGUGGGAUGCCGGGGGUGCAGGUACCCCCUUGCACACACAUCCAUGUGUGCAGGAAAAAGCUACUCUGAAAAACUCCAGUUUACGGCUCUGUGGAGCCCUGGGAAAUGGGAAGCCAAACCUCAUCGUGCUGCACAGAGGCACAACUUGCUGCCUUCCUCCUCCUGAAUGGAAAUGCAAGGCUGAGACAGAAACAGCCUCUUGUGUUGACAGGGAGAAGCCUCCUGGCUCCCGAGUCUGUCUGGGUGGAUCGUUUCCCCUUUCCCGGUGGGUUUUGUCGCUGCCUGAACCAUUCUGCUGCCUGUUCAUCCCAGGCUUUUGUUUUGAGGAGGGGGAAGGAAGGAGACGUGGAGACUGUGCAUUGCCAUGAGGUUUCAGAGAGGUGGAGCAAGGAGGGAGGUGCUGAUUUGGUUUUGCAUCGUGAUCAACAAUCAAAGAUUUCGGUGGCUGUGAGCUCCAGCCACCUGCUGGGUCUGCAGCUGGAGCGAGGAAUUUCCAGUGGGGGAAAGGAAUCAGGGCUUUGCUGUGUGUGUUUCUUUAGGAGACACUCGAGGAAAAGCAUGGACCGAGCAAGUUCUGCCUCAGGAAAGAGCCAGUUCCCGAUUUUCCCCAUGAUGGGAAGCGAGUAUGGAUGUUUUCCCUGCACAUGCAUCACCUGUGGGUCGUUAAUUAGCAGGGGAUGCUCAUCAUGUUAAUCCAGUGAUUACCAAUAAGGGCUGAAUCAGUUUGGAGGAGAGACUCAGGAUUUAUUAAGCCAGGCAGCUCCAGUGAAUCAGGAGGGCCUGAUCCUGCCGGAGGGGGUGAGGACCAGCUUGAGGGAUGUCAGAGGAGCUGUGCUGUGAGAUUGUGGCUCGGCUCAAAGGCAGCUGCACCGUCAAACAAGUGCCAAUCAAACGGUCUAAAUGAGUCUGGAUCGAUCGUCUGCCCGUGCAAACCCCGUCAAACUUGUUUCUCUUCAUGUGUCAGGGAGAUGGGUCUCAGUCAACUCGGCAGAGUUUGUGCUGAGAAAUCAUCACAUCCCAGGGCCUGACUCAGACAUUCCCCAGGGGUUACCUCCGAGAGCCUCUGGCGGGUUGGUGACGGCGUUUGCUCCCGAAUUUUGUUCAAAUGACACUUGAAAUGUUGUAGCCCACCCCCAGCCCCCCAAGCACUGGGGAGAUGCUCCUGCUGGGAGGUCGGAGAACCACCACGUCCUGGGGCUCAGCUCGCUUUUCUAAUCUCUGAAAGCACAAAAUAGUGGAAUCAUGGAAUGGUUUGAGUUGGAAGGGACCUUAAAACUCAUUCAGGGCAGAGACACCUUCCCCUAGACCAGGUUGCUCUGAGCCCCAUCUGCACGUCUUGUGUGGCGUGGUAGCACUUUAAUCAACAGUACUGAUGAGGUUGGAGACCCCAGGCCUUGUCCUCGUGUUCCAUGUGCAUCCCCUUCCUCUGGACAAUCGGGAUGGUGCAGACCCCUCUGUGCUGCCCUUGCCCUCGCUGUCCCCAGCUUGGUGACAAGCAGGACGAGGUGCUUGUGUGAGGAGCAUGUUUUGGUGGCCCUGUGGUCCCAAACUCUUGGGCAACCAAGAGUCCUUUGUCAUCCCAGCACGGGGACACCAAGGCUGUGUUGUCCCCAGCUGGGACACUGAACUGACGUGGUUUAGAUAUCCAGGAUGUGUCGAGAUGUAAUUUUAUUCAAAAGCAGCAGAAAGGCUCAGCAGACCCAAAUCUGGCCCCUGUGGAUCUUGAAAGACCAUUUCGCUCGCAGGCAGCUCAAGUUUGGGCCCCCUCAUGCGGAAAUCCCAGCACUGGAUCAUCCGGGUUCCUGCCAUCACGGUGGGACUGCUGGUCCAAAAUACCACGCUCGACUCUUCAAACGGCACUAGGGAUGAAAACUAUGGAGCUGGGAAAGCAGUAGCACAUUAGUACUGUUUAUUAGGACAGCAAAUUGUGCCAGGAAAGACUACACACAACAGCUAAUGAUAACAUUAUGCACAUUCACUUAGUAGCUAAUUAAUCUCUUCGACUUUUCCUAAUGUACAAAACGGAGCCUUCGGUUUGCGAGAACAACCCCAACCGUUUCCAUCCCUGAUUUCCUGUAAUUGGGGGAGUGGAAGGAACAGGGAGCGCAGAACCCACUGCACACAUCAAGUUGUUCACCUCGGCAGAUAAUAAUAAUGAGGCGAUCAUCUCCUGUAGUAUUUAAUUAGAAAUGUCGCACUUAAUUGAUUUCUUGGAUAUGUUAAUUAAGAAAUAAUGAGGACCAGGUUGCAGCGAAAGGUGCCAGCGAGAAGUUUGGAGCCUCUCCUGGAAGACGUGUCUGUUGGCUGCUCCCUGAGCCGGCGGGGGGACAUCCAGGGGACAGCCCCGGGGUUGUGUCACCCGUGUCCCAAAGCUCGGGCACAGCUCCGCUCCUUCCGUUUUUGCUCAUUGCUCAUUUUCCUGCUCUGCAUCCCGGUGUGUGCCCAGCUCCUGGCAGGAUGGGCAGCAGGGCACCCCCGUGGGCUGCCCGUGCCAGCGCUGGGCAUCACCGGGAUGUGGGAUAACCUGGCAAAUGCUGGAUCCUGCCACCCUGGUAAAUCUCUACCAAUGCCACGUAGCCGAGGGAUGUUGGUGUCCCCUCCUCUUUGGUUGGCUCCUCUUGGAGGGCUAUGAUGGAGACCCAGAGCCUGGGAUACCCUUUGGAGGAGUGCAGGGGCUCCCCGAGUGCUGUGAUGAACCUUUGGGCCAAGGUUUUUAGGGUACAGAAGCUCACCUGGGAAGCUGGCCUGGCUCUGAGAGCAUCCCCGGUGCUGGAUGUGGAGGCUUGGAGUGGUCCUGGCGGUGGGAGAUGCCCCCAGCUCUGGGUAUCUCCCUGGGUUGCUUUAGGAAACAUCCCCUUUUGGCUUUUCUCCCCUUUUUUACGGCUUGUUUUGCACCUGGCAUCUCAUCCCCCGCCCCGAUCUGAACGCACCUUAUAACAGCAAAUCCCUCGGGAUGUGGAGAGGGGUCACCUGCCGGCACUGGCACGUCUUCCAGCGGUCCCUCCACGGCCCCCCGAGGGCGUGGGCACCCCUGGGAACACCCAGGGACACCCAGAGACCCCCCCGGGCACCCCCAGGAACACCCAGAGACUCCCCCCGGGCCCCCACCGCGCGCUCCGGCCCUUUUUAACCUUCUCAGUAGAGUCACCGACCGCGACACUCGGUGUAACACUCGGAUCUGCCUGGAAUAAAGGAAUUCAAACGGAGCUGGAGUGUGCUCUGCGUGGAGUUCUGAUGGGAAGGGUGAUGUGGAUGUGGGCAUUUAUGGGCUGGUUUUACAGGGGAGAAGCUGCCAGGGUUGGGGAUUUCCCCUGAAGCACGAGGGGAUGUGGGAAGGGGGUUUUCCCAACGGCAGGAAUUAUGGCAUUUGUUUGUGUGUGUGUUUAUAAUUAUACAUUAUACAUAUAUGAUCACAAAAUAUGUAUAAUGUUAAAACAUACAAUAUAUGGAUAAUUAAUUAUAUGUGUAAUAUAUUUCUAAUCCAGUACACAUAAUAAAAUAUGUAAGUAA
This is a messenger RNA of Lepidothrix coronata (blue-crowned manakin), 6560 nucleotides long. RefSeq names its product sideroflexin 5 (gene SFXN5). Lineage: Eukaryota; Metazoa; Chordata; Aves; Passeriformes; Pipridae. Gene Ontology annotation, cellular component: mitochondrial inner membrane. Bases 38 to 892 code for a protein of 284 amino acids. Gene Ontology annotation, molecular function: citrate transmembrane transporter activity; monoatomic ion transmembrane transporter activity. The record is from RefSeq and is a predicted model, not a curated record. Gene Ontology annotation, biological process: monoatomic ion transport; citrate transport; mitochondrial transmembrane transport. The transcript has 12 exons.